Strongylocentrotus purpuratus (purple sea urchin) is the source of this 1401-nucleotide messenger RNA. RefSeq names its product D(2) dopamine receptor-like. The record is from RefSeq and is a predicted model, not a curated record. NCBI's taxonomy places the organism in Eukaryota, Metazoa, Echinodermata, Echinoidea, Camarodonta, Strongylocentrotidae. The coding region runs from base 1 to 1401 and encodes 466 amino acids. Gene Ontology annotation, biological process: G protein-coupled receptor signaling pathway. Gene Ontology annotation, molecular function: G protein-coupled receptor activity. Gene Ontology annotation, cellular component: membrane. The transcript has a single exon.
AUGUCACCAGACGAUUAUUUGUUUUAUGAUAAAGGGACAGAACAGAACAAGAUCACCGUCUGUAACAUGACUUUUAACAUUGAACCUGGUGAGUACAUUCUACACGACUACGCUCCCCGUGUCAUCUUAGCUCUUCUAGUCCUCAUCAUCUUCCUGAUCGGAAUCCUUGGAAAUCUCUUCGUCGUCGCCGCCGUCGUCCUCUCCAAACGACUCCAGAACACCACAAAUGUUUUCGUCAUCAACUUGGCCGUCGCAGACUUUUUGACAGCUAUGUUCCUCCCCGUUCACGCCUCCACGCUCUUGAGUAAAUCAAGUUGUUACAUCCCGGAGCUGCUCUGCCAGUUCGUAGCAGCAGCCACCCUCACCACACUUAGUUGCGGCGUUGUUACCUUAGCCGCGAUCGCCUUCCAUCGCUUCACCGUCCUCAACGCCAUCAUGAAACCCCAACCCAAAUUUAACAACGCAUUUAGCACUCGGAAUAUCGUGAUAAUGGUUUCCUUUACCUGGAUCUACCCAAUUGUUCUCAUGUUUAUCAUUUUACUACUGGACCCAACGUCCCUUGGCUAUGCUCUUCAAUACAAAGUGUGCGCGCGGAAUACGGAGAGUGACAACUCAGACUAUCUGACCCUGACGGUGUGUCUAGCUCUCCUCAUUCAGUUUCCCGCCUUUAUCGUCAUCAUCGUCUGCUAUUUCAAUAUCUUCAAAAUGUUCAGGCGUCAUCAACAAGAGAUGAACGCCAUCAUGACCCCUUCGGUCAUGAUUUCGACGACGGAUAGCGAAGUCGUCAACAUCACAAUCAUUGAGGAUUUGUCGAAAGAACAACCAGAUGCUCCCAAUCAUGGUACCAUCAAUCCUGGGUUUGAUGAAAGUGACGGCAUCAAAACCGCGCCACCUGAAGAUCGGGAAAUCUUAGCAGAGCCGUCUGACGCAGCUGAGCUUUGUGAAAGCGAAACAAUGACAAAUGGGGGACAUUCGAAAGCACCUACGAAAGCGCUAAAACCAGACCGAGCAGGAUCUACAACCAUAUCGCCUUCCGACACGAUGACGCCACCAACAGUUCAAAUCAUCACUCGAGAAACACUGGCAAGGGAAAAUCAGGAAGCUCGCUACAAGCAACAGCGCAAGAUAACCAUCAAUCUCUUCAUCAUUGUCUGUGUCUAUACAAUCUGCGUGAUGCCUCCAUCCAUCUCCUAUCUUAUACCCACCAGUGACCCUGCCGUUCCUUGGUUAACCAUUCUCUUUCUGUGUAAUGUAUGCGUCAAUCCUAUCUUAUAUGCUUUGAAGCAUCCUACCUUCCACGAGGUUCUGAUGUGUAUGUUGAAAUGCAGGUACAGGGACAUCCCAGAGAAGUCGUCUUUCUUGAAAACUCUGAUCUAUUCAAUUAAUGACAGGAGAGAUUAG